Molecule: messenger RNA, 779 nt
Organism: Culex quinquefasciatus (southern house mosquito)
Lineage: Eukaryota; Metazoa; Arthropoda; Insecta; Diptera; Culicidae
Product: N-alpha-acetyltransferase 80
Exons: 3
Coding region: 288-767 (159 amino acids)
Biological process (GO): protein acetylation
Cellular component (GO): cytoplasm
Molecular function (GO): acetyl-CoA binding; N-acetyltransferase activity
Source: RefSeq, a predicted model, not a curated record
CAAACAUGCGUGAUUUUUUUUGCGUGAAGGAAUCGACAAACGUCCGACUGCGCCAGACACUCAAAUUUACCAGAUUAUUUUUCGAGUGGGUUAUGAUGGCGUGAUGUUUUCAAAACAUACAUAUACAUAUGCGAAUAUGAGCAUGCUCACCUUACUGCUGUCAGCGCACUUUGUUUCAUUCCAAUGUUGAUAUUAAAUAUUUCGUGAGGUGGGAUUUAUAAAUGUUAUUUGGGUGUUUUAAUUUGUGCUGUUGAAGUUGACUUUAAAUUAAUUUCCAGGCUAAAUUUAUGUUGAUAAUGGGUAAACUCACUGUUGUACCAAUCCAUCAUAAUCAAGAACUGUUAGAGGAUUGUGUUCUUCUGAUUAAUUCGGAAUGGCCUCGUAGCUUCAGUGCCCGCAUGUGGAGUUUGCAAGCAUCAAAAGAUACACUUCCCACAAGUUUGGUUCUAAUCGAGAAAGAUGAACCUCAAAAUGCUAAACCGACGGUUCUCGCUCACGCCAAACUGUCUGUUAUCCCAUCCGAUCAGGAAGCUGUAUUCAUCGAAUCGGUAGUUGUUGAUAGUCGUCGACGCGGUCAAGGUCUUGGGCGACUUUUAAUGAUGGCGUCUGAGCAGCAUUGCUUUGGUGUUUUGAAACUGAAAACAAUUUAUCUCUCCACUAUCGACAAACAAGCCUUUUACUCGAAGCUAGGAUACCAGCUUUGUAAUGCUAUCAGUAUAUUUGGUACUAGAACUGCUCCAAACAACAGUACUAAAAAAUAUGGAUGAAAAAACGAUGGA